UAUGAAUGUUUAUAGUGAAAGGCACGUUGUAAGUUAUGUAAGUUAGUUGAGUUAGUUGACGUCUUCUCGAAAAGAAGCGGAAGCUGACCAGAAUAGAGGAGAGCACAAAUACUUUUGCAGUUUUCAGUCACUGAAAUAUUCAAGACUCGGGUUACACUCCUCUGUCAGAUGGCGUUUUGCCUGGCUGAGCUGCACUUGUGGUCCACCAAGAGCUCACUCCAAGUCAAAGAUACAGAUAUUGGCACCUAUCAGUACUACGAUAAAGGAGAGCCAGCUCAUCCCCUGGAGCAUCACUACUACAAUGAGAAACAACAGUUCUGUGAAGCUCGAGGCUACUCGUGGACCCCCAGGAACCGCCGACCGGAGAAGCUCCGCGAUUCGCUGAAGGAGUUGGAGGAACUGUUGCAGACCAACACCUGUGUUCACACCAGAUGGAGGAGCAAGCAUUGUUGCCAGGUGUUGCUGAGCAGUGGAGUCCUGGUGACUCUGACUCUAAAUGGACCUCAGCUGGAACAAGUUUAUGUAGAUCGCACAUUAGUAGGCCGACUACCAGGCAACACUGUGGCUGAUGUGGUGCUCAGUGAUCGGCUCAUUCUGCUGUCCUUCCUGGAUCAGAGCCAAGUGGCUGCAGUCUACCUCAACCAGAAGAACCAGGACUCCCCAGAGACUGGCAGGCGCACAGAGAAACUCUCACCCUCUGAAAUCAAGGUGGUGUGUGUGGAGGGGAGCGGGCGAGGUCGUAGGCUCCGCAGACGCGUGGCAAUCAACCGUCUCCAGGAUGUGGCGCUCUGCUGGUGGGACUUGGACGAGCCCGAUGAGGAGCUGUGGCCCUGGACUCCAACAAACACACACAGGAACAACAUGGUCCUGCUCAGCUGCUCGCCUGCUGAAGGCCUCAAGGUCCUCAGCUCUCUCCGGACAGAAGGCAAUCCUCUGGACUGCCGCUUCAGUCUGCUGCAGCCAUACCAGCUGCUCACAGUAGAGCUACCUGCAGGACCCCACCAAGGAUUCAGAGAGGAGUCCUGGGCCGACACCUGUGUCUACGAGUGUGCACGAGGACGCCUGCACCGCCUGUCCGUCACCCGCAUCCCGCUACCUUCCCAUCCUGUCUCCUGCUCUCGUCACCCCUCUGAGACCACACUUCUCCUGGGCCUGAGUGACUCCUCCUUGGUCCUGUAUGACCAGCGACGGGGGGUCUCUCUCCUGGCCUCCUGCCCCGUGCCACCCACCGUCCUCUCCUGGCACCCUGCUGGGGCUGUGGUCGUGGUGGGGGGAGAGCAGGGGGAGCUGAUGUGCUUUGAUGUGGGCUUGGCACCUUUGAAUGUGGCGCUGGUAGCGGAGGAGGUAGCUUCAGCUGCCACGCUAAGACUAGCUGAGCACCUGCGCUGCUCUGGAGGACUGGAGGGACUGCAGUGGACCACAGGCCUGGAAGCAGAUGUGCUGAUGCUGGCCUUUCAUGGGGGACCACUUGCAUCCUUGAGAUUCAGACUAGGAGCUCUGACUGGAGGUCAGAUGGGUUCCGGGGAGCUGCUGCAGCAGCGGCUGCGCUGUGGUCAGGUCAGAGAGGCUCUGGGCGUCCUGGAGGCCAUGGACUGGAGCAUCAUGGGAGACGAGUGCUACCGAGGCCUGACAUCAGUCACAGACCACUUGCUGAGGCUGGAGCUGAACGCAGAGAGAGAGGCUCAACUAGAAGCUGCUCUGGGUGUGUUUUAUGCCCCACCUGCUCUUCUCUCUGAUGUCGUGAUACUGGAGUACAGAGACCCAAUCAGCAGAUAUGCCCGCCGCUUUUUUCACCACCUUCUCAGACACCAGCGCUUGGAGAAGGCCUUCCUCCUUGCCGUAGAUUUAGAAGCCAGAGAUUUAUUCAUGGACCUCCAUUAUGUUGCCAGCGAUAAGGGCGAGGUGGUGCUCGCGGAUGUGGCCAAGAGGAAAGCUAAUGAAAUCGAGGCCCACACCGUCACAGGCAACGAAGAUCCUCUGAGAGGCAGAAAUGGUGUGUUGUUGUGUGGCUCUGGCCUCGGGGACAGACAGACGGAGAGGAACCAGAGUGCUACAGGACCUUCGUACCCAGACGCUCCCACAACACAUGCUGAUGGAAGACCCGAUCAGAGGAGACCACAGGCAGAGAGCAUAUGUGUGACCGUGAACCCAGAUGUGUUCAGGACACUAAGACAAACAGGAAGAAGUGAAGGUGACAGAGGCGGCAGGAAUGAUGACGACGACCUCGGGACGCUUCAUGUGGUCCAUUUAGGAAUGGUUUGAUAGAUACAAAAAGAAACACAACAUCUCACAAUAAGACACUCUCCUUGUCUAUAUCUUUAUAUGCAAAGCAGUUACUUACCUGUAAUAUUACUGUAACACUGUAUAGACGACUGAUGAAAGUGGAGUAAUACAUGACUGUUAUAUGUAAAUAUAUUAGUUUAUAUUUCCACUUAUGUUGGUAAGUUGUACAUUUUAAAAUGUUUUUUAUGUUUUACACCUGUUUAUCUGUGAAAUUCGGGAGUGAAUUCAGGUUAUUUUCUGUCUUAGUGAAGUGUAAUCCAAAUGAACCUUAAAAGAAAACGGUUACACCAGCUUCUGCCUUUAAAAACCCGACUGAAAAUGUUUUAAACCUUUCCAUUAAUCAGCCUGGAAAAAUAAAGACUUGUAUUAUACUUCCAUCACCACUGAUAUUGAAUGUUCCAAGCUG
Molecule: messenger RNA, 2689 nt
Organism: Centropristis striata (black sea bass)
Lineage: Eukaryota; Metazoa; Chordata; Actinopteri; Perciformes; Serranidae
Gene: wdpcp
Product: WD repeat containing planar cell polarity effector
Exons: 18
Coding region: 169-2262 (697 amino acids)
Biological process (GO): establishment of protein localization; cilium organization; nervous system development
Cellular component (GO): axonemal basal plate
Molecular function (GO): protein binding
Source: RefSeq, a predicted model, not a curated record